GAUACGGAGAGAUAAAGAUAGAUAGAUAGAUAGAGAGAGCGAGACUGACGUUGUCUAAACGGUGCUGUGUCGGUGUGUUAGACCAGACAGAUACAAACUUUUUCUAAAAACAAACUUUCUAGUUGUGUCUAACAUAAGACAAGCAGUGACUAUGGAAGGUAAUGUUCGAGUCCCACGUCGUUUAAAACGUUACUUCAGCUCCAUGUGCCUGGUCAGUGUCUUCCUGAUGGUGCUUGUGGGACCAGGGGCCAUCAUAACAGUUCUCGGUCAAACCAUGUCCUUUUUUAAUCUUACAAACUUGCUUGGGUCGUUCGGCAGUUUGAUCGAAUCUUUGGCCGGUUUCGGCAAGGGUGGAAGUUGUACCUUUAAAUGUCCCGAUGGAAGUAAACCACGACCCAAUCCUGUCCAUGCUUCCACUACUGAUGGUUGCGGUGCAUUUGGUUUUCAGAUCCAUUCACAGCUCUUCCCUGCUGUCACCACAUGCUGUGAGACACACGACUUCUGCUAUGAUAUGUGUAACAGCAACAAGAGUGUCUGUGACUCACAGUUCCAAGACUGCCUCAAGAUGAUAUGUAAAAACAUACACAAAGCCACAGGUGGUACAGAGUUAUAUGAAGGUUGUAUCAGCAUAGCUGCCCUGGCAUACAAGACAACAGUGGCAGUUGGAUGUAAGACUUUCCAACAGUCACAGAGCAAUGCCUGCAUCUGUGGUGGUGGUCCUCCUCAUGAUGAUGUCCAUGGAGACAGCAGUGGUGAAGGUGGUGGUGGUAGCAGUAGUGGUGAAGGUGGUGGUGAUAGCAGCAGUGGUGAAGGUGGUGGUGGUGGUGGUAGCAGUGGUGAAGGUAGUGGUGGCGUUGGAGGUGGGGGAGGUGGUGGGAGUUCAUCUUCCCAGUUUCAUCACACUUCCAAGAAAACUUUUGGUACAAAGUCUCGCCCUUCGGGAGACUCUGCCCCUCCUGGUUCUGAAUCAUCAGACGAGACAUUCAAGCAAGCAUCAUCGUCAUCACAAUCGCCACCGGACCAAAAAGACAACAGCAACAAUGGUGAUUUCGGCAGUAAAACAGCAAAGGGAGGAAUGGGUAAUACUCGACAUGAGAACGAUAUGAAGGGACACAAGGUGUACAACCAUGCAGAUAUUGUACGAGCCAACAUGCCACCGGGAUCACCAUCAUCACCAUCAUCAUCAUCACAAAAUGGACACAGCACACGAGACAAUGUCGCUGGCUCAAAGGAUGAUGUCAAGCAAAAUCGACGAGACAAGACGAAAGGGUCGAAAAAUAACUUGCGACGUGGAAAAGAUGACGAUGACAACGACGAUGACGACGAUGAUGAUGAUGAUGAUAAUAAAUAUAGAAGUAAUGUUGGGGGUAAGAAAGGGUAUGGUAAGAAACAUAACAAACCCAAGGGGACACGGCAGAGAGAUGAGUUUUAAGGAGUUUAGGGUGUCAUGAAUUGGACUUUGUAUUUUUGUAUAUAUUAAUUUAAUAAUUAUUUUAUGUAUGUGUGUGUGUGUAUAUAUAUAUAUAUAUAUAUAUAUAUAUAUAUAUAUAUAUAUAUGCACACACACACACACAUUUACAUACAUGCACACACAUACAUACAUAUACAAACAUAUAUAUACAUAGAAAUAUAUGUUCAAUAUCUAUACAUAUAUAUAUACACACACACACAAAUGUACAUACAUAUGUAUAUGUAUGCAUACGCUUAUAUAUAUAUAUAUAUAUAUAUAAUGCACAUGCACACACACACACACACACACACACACACAUAUGUAUUAGACAGUAUGGCAGAAAGCAACAUUGAUAUCUUGAUAUUUCAAUAUGCUCAUCCCUACAGCUGUUUUGAUAAGUGUUACGUUACUAUAUCACUCUUUCUCACUUACCACCUUAUUUCAAACACAAAAUCUUGAUUUACAAAAACUCUAAACUUUCACAUAGUGUUUACAUCUUGUCAUACCAUAAUAAUAUGCUUACAUAAACACAGGUAUGUAUAUAUGUGUGCAUUGCCCCUUUCAGUCAGUCUACUAUCCUGGAUAAUAUUUAACAUAUUCCAUUAUUGUUAUCUUCCAUUGACUCAUUUAUGCUUUGAUCUUUCUGCUGAUUGGUUCUGUGCAGAUGUCUUUUUGUCAUUUUGCCCAUUCAAAUACAUAAUGUAUGUGUAUC
Messenger RNA from Octopus bimaculoides (California two-spot octopus), 2162 nucleotides. RefSeq lists its product as uncharacterized. NCBI's taxonomy places the organism in Eukaryota, Metazoa, Mollusca, Cephalopoda, Octopoda, Octopodidae. The record is from RefSeq and is a predicted model, not a curated record.